Anopheles coustani is the source of this 1474-nucleotide messenger RNA. It is a transcript of the gene Mulk, whose product is annotated as acylglycerol kinase, mitochondrial. Gene Ontology annotation, molecular function: acylglycerol kinase activity; ceramide kinase activity; ATP-dependent diacylglycerol kinase activity. Bases 90 to 1427 code for a protein of 445 amino acids. NCBI's taxonomy places the organism in Eukaryota, Metazoa, Arthropoda, Insecta, Diptera, Culicidae. The record is from RefSeq and is a predicted model, not a curated record. Gene Ontology annotation, cellular component: mitochondrion; TIM22 mitochondrial import inner membrane insertion complex. Gene Ontology annotation, biological process: protein insertion into mitochondrial inner membrane; ceramide biosynthetic process. The transcript has 3 exons.
UGUUUUUCUGCAAUUUUGUUAAAUAACUACCCUUUGCCGGCGAAUAAUUAUCGACUCGUGAACCUGUAAUUGUUAAAUAAGGUUUAAAAAUGGCUUUUGUGUUAAGAUUUGCAAAAGCUGUUCGAAACAACUGGAAGAAGUCUACAGUUUUUGCUAGUGCGCUGGCGUACGGUGUGUCGUACUCAAAUGAAAAAUACGAAAUCAAACAGCUUAUGCGACACUAUUGCGCCGAAGCAUCGCGAUAUGGAGAUGUUAAAAUAGGCCACAACCAACAACCACCGAAAGUUUUAGUUCUUCUCAAUCCAGCUGCCAAUCGAAAAUCAUCUGAAGAGGACUUUCACAACUACUGUGAACCAAUUCUACAUCUUGCCGGUUUUGAGGUGGACGUUGUAAAGACCGAUUCCGAAGGACAUGCCCGACGAUACGUGGAAGAGCUAGCGGUUCUACCAGAUGCACUCAUUGUUGGAGGCGGAGAUGGAACGCUUUCCGAAGCGGUGUCCGGAAUGAAACGCCGCGCUGAUGGAACACAGUGUCCCGUAGGGGUGCUGCCAUUAGGUCGAACAAACACGCUUGCAACGAAACUGUUCGCUGCCGAUAGUGCAACGAGUUCUGAUUUGGAAAAUGUUCGCACCAUGGCCAACGCAGCCUACGCGGUCAUUGCGGGGAAGAAAGAAAAGAAAGAUGUCAUGCGUAUCGAGGUCCUACCGAAUGCGGCCGAUGAAAAACCUCCCGAAAAACCGGUAUACGCCGUCGGGGCGCUUCAGUGGGGCGCCUUUAGGGAUAUUCUUGCACUGAGAGAUAAAUACUGGUACACAGCGUCACUGCGUGACUACACCGCUUUCCUUUUCAAUGCCUUUGAUGGGGCGCACACGUGGAACUGUAAAGCGAAGCUUACGUACACGGAACCAUGCCUUGGGUGUAGUAAUUGCUACAAAGAUAUGGAUGAACAGUGGGCCGCCACGAAGAAACAGGAACAACAGCCUAGACGAUGGUGGUCAGUGUUUGUGCCACGAACGAAAACUUCCCCCAAGACAGAUUAUUCUAAAAUUGUUAAUGAAAACUGUUCCAUUCGUCAUGAAAUUGAAGUGGAUCCUUCGGAACUUGUUAUCAAGACAGGUAACGUAGAGGAUGGAAGCGAGGAGGUUGACACGAAGGAAAAAUCCAUGUUGAACUUAGUUUUAGGGGAACAGGUGGACUCUAGCUUCGGUUUCAUCGGUAACAGUUGGGGGCGGGUGAAGGGUAGAAAAUUCUUCGAAUGUCCCGCAACGGACAAUAUUAGCAUUCGCACGGUUGAGCUGCUACCGGAGCGGAUAAAAGUAGAAGAGACCGAUCCGGAAAUGUAUUAUUCCAUCGAUAAUGAGGCUUACGAAGUGCGACCUGUAAGAAUAACACUUGUUCCGAAGGCAGUUGAAGUGUUCACCUUCUAAAAAUGAGGUUGUAAAAUAAAUCAAAAAAAUCAAAAAAUUGUGCAUCC